This is a messenger RNA of Sclerotinia trifoliorum, 2485 nucleotides long. Lineage: Eukaryota; Fungi; Ascomycota; Leotiomycetes; Helotiales; Sclerotiniaceae. The record is from the annotation of a GenBank genome assembly.
UGCAUUCAUUUAAGUAUGAAUCACAACUCAAUUAUCAAAAGCUGUCUGCAGUAAUAAGUAUAUCAAGCUCGCAAGUGCAAAGGAAAUUGGAGAAAUAACUUCUCGGAGUGUCUUCAUUUCUUCAAAUGCUUUCACUAUGUAUAUAACCUCACUUCAUUCUGUAUUGCUUUCCUUUUGCAUCUUUCCCCUUCUUAUACUGGCUCAAGAUAUCACAGCAUCCCUGGAUUAUGGUACUUUUCAAGGUGCAUACUCAUCUACAUAUAACAUAACAUAUUACCGGAAAAUCCCCUUUGCGGCACCUCCAACGGGAAACAAUAGGUUUAGAGCUCCACAGCCUCCUCUUCCUAUCACAAAUGGCACAUAUAAUACCGUUCAGACUUUUCCAGCUUGUCCACAGAAAGGCGUAAGCACUUCUUAUCAACUCCAUUUUAUCACGUCUCUAGCCGAUUUCCUUCUGACAGCCAUAUCUAGAAUGUCGGCUCCGAAGAUUGUCUUUACUUAUCCCUUUACUCUCGUCCAUGGACAUCUGGGCAACCUUUGCGACCGGUCAUGGUAGUAUUCUUCGGUGGUGGAUUCAUCCAAGGCGGUGGUUCCCUAGCAGUUCCCCCUUCAGCUUACCCCGUCCUCAAUGUUUCUGCACAGAACGAUAUCCUUUUUGUAUAUCCCAAUUACCGCGUCAAUACAUUUGGAUUUCUUCCAGGAAAAGAGAUAGCCGAAGACGAAGAUUCAGACUUGAACCCCGGUUUACUGGAUCAGAAAGCCGUUCUUGAAUGGGUGAACAAAUAUAUUGAUCAAUUUGGCGGGGACAAGGAUAGUGUUGGUAUUUGGGGCCAGAGUGCAGGAGCGGGAAGUGUUGUGUUUGUUACCCUUUUCUACUUGGUCCUCAGAACAAUUCCUGUUCCAGAUCGAUGUAGGCCAUAACUAAUCGUUAUCUACACAGCGCACAAGUCCUCUCCACCUCCGAAGAAACCAGCCCGCCUCUCUUCCACCGCGCUCUUGCCUCCUCGCCUUUCUGGCCCAAAACUUACCACUACGAUGCUCCCCAAGCUCAGUCCAUCUACGAUACCAUGACCAACCUAACAAAUUGCACGGGUGCCAUCAAUGGCACUUUACAAUGCUUGAAAUCUUUAGAUUGGGAAGUCUUGGCUGAAGCUGCUCUAACGGUUGCGGCAAGCCAUACUUGGAAUACUAGCAGUUACACCUGGGCACCAGUAAUUGACGGGAAGUUCUUGAAGAGAAGUUUGAGUGACGCAACGGUUAAUGCGAAGGGUGGCCAUGGUGGAAGGGGACAAAUUGCAAUUUCAGAGGGCUGGGGCAUGUAUAAUGCGCAUGAAGGCAAGUUAGAUCUUUCUUGGGUUUGAAAGGUGAAAGUCGAUAUAUUGUGUGAAGGUUCGAUGAAUUGGAUAGCGCAAGCUUUCCCUUUCGCCUUGGCUGAACACUGACUUAUGUCUGAUGUCUCUCAAUCUUGUCCGAGUUUCGGACAUUGAUGAGAUGUGAAAGACAGAAUAUCAUUCCGGAAUCUCAUAUGAAACAUCAUGCAUAUGCCUUACCACGCUCAUCCGAAUUGUCUCUUUUGAUCUCCUAAGCCCAAAACUAACAUUCUCUAACCAGGCGAAAACUUCGUUCCAAGCGGCCUCCAAAACGCCACAGAUACCGGCACACCACCCUUCAACUCCACAACCGCCUCUUUCAACGCAUGGCUAGCAGGAUUCCUCCCCUCAUUUUCCAAAUCUCAACUCGAUGCCGUGCGCGCCAUAUAUCCAGCUUCUGGCAGCGCCGAGACAUUCCCAAGUUACAACACUAGUUAUGUUAGAGCUGGUCUUAUAUAUCGGGAUUCGGUAUUGGCGUGUCCGGCGUUGUGGAUGAGUAGGGCGGCUAGUGGGAGUGGCUGGUUGGGUCAAUAUACUAUUUCUCCUGCUAGACAUGGGAGUGAUACUAUUUAUGUAUGUUUUUCUUUUAUUUUCUAUCCUUCUCCUUUUCUCCUUUUUUCAUUCUUUCAUCCUGCUCUCGUCUAUCUUCCCCAUAUAAAACUUAACCUAACUAAAAACCCCAAUCAGUGGAACCAAGUAAACGCAGUCCAAAAAUCUCAGCCACUCAUCUACCAAGGAUACGCAGGAGCAUUUGCCUCCUUCAUGGCAACGGGAAACCCUAACGAACAUAAAGUCACAAAUGCAACUGAGCCAGGUGUACCAAGGUUAGAUUCGGGAGAGGAAUUUGUUAUUGAGAGUGAUGGGUUUGAAAAUGUGAAGAUUAAUUCUGGACGACAGAGUUUGGAGGCCAGGUGUGGCUUUUGGGCCAGUGUUGCGAGGAGUAUACCUAUUUGAGGUGGAAGUGGGGGUUGGGAGGGCGGAUAUUUGCUGAGGUUGUGGAUGUAUUGGUAGGUUCUUCAUAGAUAGAUACUCCGUGGGCAGUCUUUGAAUAUUUGAGAAGUAUAGGUAUUUUUGCCAGCUUUUGGAUCUCUACUAUAUAUUGAUGGCAUUGAUUG